GAUACUGCUUGUGUGUGUGUGAAGGGGUGUGAGAGAGCAGGAACAAUCGCAGGAGAGACAGACAGGCGGUGUGGAUACGCUUCUGAUCUUGGGUUUCUCACAUACAUUGAAGACUGUGUGUCAGACUGCUGCUUCACAUCAGAUAAAGACAAACACCGCUGAAGAGAACUGAUGGACAGAAUCUAUUAAAUCCACUGCUGAACAUCUGAAUCUCCAAGCAAACCUUCUCGGAAGCACAGAUAGGGACACCGAUACAGAGGCAUUAGAAGAAAGAUAAAGUAGACUGUAAAUAAAGAAAAGGAGGUUUGCCAAAGGAACGGGGUGCAGGACAGGUGGACUAGAGAAUGCAAUCAUGUAUUCUUUGCACGCACUGCCGAGAAGCAUCUCAAAACCUGGAUUGGCAAUGAAUUUUACGCCUUUUCUCUUAUUUGUGUUCAUCAGUCCAUUAAUGCGCUCUGGAGAAACCUUGUAGGUUUCAGAGGCCAAGGAAAUAUUGAGAUUUUUUGCAAGCUAAAACAGCAUUCAGGACCUCUUCUAAUCUCUUUGUUUCCUUCCUGCAACCAUUCAAGAGUGCAAGAGGUGUUUAUUUUUCAGAGGUCAAGGCAAAAGCACUAGUGUAUGUCAAAUUCAUGUUUCUAAGGUGGUGAUCUGCUGUGGCAUCUUUCCUGAUGUGUCCUGAUGAACCGGCCUUAGAGCAGCAGUGCUAUUGAUAAAAGUUCUAGCCAGAUUUAAUUGCAGAUUAUUGAAGUGAGUGUUCAGUGUUUAACAGAAGUUAUUGGAUCAGCGCUUAACUGUGAUUAAACACUGGUAAGGUCUGUUGCUUGAGAGAUUGACUUUAUUCCUCCAGUAUCUACACUUCCUAACGUUCCUAUUGCGAAAAGAUGCAAACUCCUUUUCAUCAAAAAACCAUGUAAUGUCAAUAUAAUUUAAGGACUGUGUGCUUGUACCCUGGAGCUUACUGUUACUGUUACAUUUCUUUGUUGUGUCAGAAGUCUUGUCAAAGUGGGGAUCAUUUGGCCCCUAGGGGUCCGGGUGACUACCCCGGCUCCGGCCCCCAACCCGAAAAUGCGGCGCUCUAGUACGGAUGAAACCCCUUACCGGCGCAGUCCCUCGCUGGACAGCAAGUUGGGCUCACCUCCUUUGCGUUACAGUGGCGAGUACGAAUAUCACAGCUCGCCAUUCAUCUUCGGUAUCCGUACCACGCCGGGCUCAAAGAAAGCUAAAGCCAGCUAUACCACCGUGCAGGGAAGGAAAUAUGUGGUAUUUUACCUGGAUCUGUCCUUCAUUUUCCUCCUAGAGCUGAGGCGCUGCAGGAUGGCUGAGGGCUGCCUGAGGGCCCUGCGAUAUGGGAUGGUCUUCUUCAACCUGCUCUUUUGGCUGGGUGGUUGUGGGAUUCUCGGAGUGGGAAUUUGGCUCUCCAUCACGCAGGGAAACUUUGCCACGCUGUCAUCCUCUCUGCCGUCACUGUCUGCUGCCAAUCUGCUCAUCGCUGUUGGCAGCAUCAUCAUGGUGAUUGGCUGUCUGGGUUGUGUGGGUGCAGUCAAAGAGAACCGGCCGUUACUCCUGAGUUUCUUCAUCCUGUUGCUGCUCAUAUUAUUACUGGAGAUUAUUUUCAUCAUUCUCUUCUUCACUUAUCAAGAUCAGGUCGAUCUGUACGCUCAGAGUGACCUAAAGAAAGGUCUGCAGCUCUUCGGCACUGAAGGCAACAUCGGUCUCACUAACGCCUGGAGUAUCGUACAAACUGAUUUUCGCUGCUGUGGCGUGACCAAUCACACCGACUGGUUUCAGGUGUAUAAUGUGUCGCGUGUGCCGGAUUCGUGCUGUCUGGAAUUCAGUGAUAACUGCGGUCUGGAGAAUCCUGGCACUUGGUGGACAGCUCCGUGUUAUGAACGUGUCAAGGGCUGGCUGCAGGAGAAUCUCAUCGCUCUGUGGAUUUUUGCACUGUGCACAGUGUUAAUACAGAUCCUGGGACUUGUGUUCUCCAUGACGAUGUUUUGUCACGCAGUGAAAGUGGACACGUUCUAUGCAUAGAGACCAGCGGCACCUCACAGGACCAAAUCCAUCAUUCUGUCACACGUACGUCAGUGUUUAUCACUGUGGCCAUCGAGUGUAAAGUUUCACUAACACACUGCUAUUGACAACGCAAUUUUAUAGUUUUGAAAGAACGAAACUAUUCUCUAAUUGCUCUUUAUUGUGAAUAACUAAUGGACCAUUUAUUUUCUUGUCCAUGUUUGAAAAACAAAAACAAAUAAAUCAUUUAAGAAAUCUUGCAGCUUUCAACAGGGAGAUCCAUAACUAAUGUCAUUAUUUUGCACUUGGAUCAUUUCAUCUAAAAAUGUAUGCUAUGUAACACAGCAAUUUCUAUUUAUUCAGAGUGAGUUAAAGGGCAAGAUAUUAAGAUCACAGUUUUGUAUAAUGACUUUAUGAAAAUAUGGGCUCAGUCUUUAUUAAAGGAACAAUUAAUGUAUUAAUACUGAUGUAGGUACAAGCACAACCAUUCAGGCUAUUCAUCUGUCAUUUCCCAUCUAGAAUGAGCACAAUUUAAAUGUUUGCUUGUAUACAGUGGCUGCAAGAAGUGUUUUGGCUUCAAAUGUGAAGUGUCGUUUUUAUGCUACUAGUGACAGACAGGUAGCCCCACCCCAAACAAAUUCCAUUAAUCGAGCCAGAGGUUGAAAUGUGGAGCUGCUCAAACAAACAGAGCAAUGUUUGAAAGCACAACAGACACUCUUAAAGAAGUCAGUCAACUAAUCGCAUACUUAUAGUUAACUCUCGACCCUGGUAAUCAGUAUAGUUAUUUAUAGUUCAUUUAAAUUAAAUAGGAUACUGGCAAAUGUUUUAACAUUUAACAAAAUUACCCAAAGCAGCUUUAAAGGUGCACUUUUCAAUAACUUUUGUCUUUGUGUCAUCUUGGGCUUACAGUGACAUCUAGUGAUGUGGAUGCAGCAUCAUUUAAAAAAUAAUCAAAAUAAAAUCGUUUUCCGUUUCAGAUUCACUAUUCAAAAUUUACUAUUCACAGUCAGCCAUGAUUACUUUAAUCAAUGAGUGAAAGUGUCAAAUAACAGAGCUAUUACUGAGCUUAAGAGAGUAGUAUUCGGCUGGUCAUGUGAUCAUAACAUGGCAGCCCCCAUGUGCGGACCCUCUCCAAGUAGAAUAAAACCGCUUUUAUAAUGUUUCUACAAGUUUUUAGAUGUAUUUAAGUGACUUGAAUGUCAUUGAUGUUUUCCAAAGCAAGAGUGAUCUACAAACAAAUACUGCUGGAUCUUUUGUCAGAAGUAACUUCACUUUCUCUGUCAUUGAAUGAACAGGUGUUGUGGUGAUUUUUGGUGGAUGUCUGAAGUCAGUUCUUUCAGUUCACACAGGUGGAGAUCAACACACUGACAAAUGCGAAGCGGCUUCAUUUUAUACACAAUAUCAGUUGUUGUAGCAUUUCAAAUCGAACAAACUUCUUUUUCUGAAAGGUUUUGUGUUUGGUUUCUUUCAAAUAAAUGACACUUGCUUAAAUAUUUUGUUCUAUAAUGUAAUGACAUUCAGACAUUUAUAAAUGUUCAAAUAUUUUUUGCUGCCACUGAAUGUUGACUGAUAACCUUAUGUUCAGUCGUGGAGAGAAAUUAAGAUCUGUUCAGAUAUGCACAGCAGGAUGAAAAAUAUCAAAUGUUCCGGGUUCAGUACAAGUUCAGCUCAAUCAACAGCAUUUGUGGCAUAAUGUUAAUUAACACAAUCAUUUAUUUUGACUCGUUCCACCUUGUCUUAAAAAAAAGCACAAAUCAAGGUUCCAGUGAGGCACUUACAAUGGAAGUCGAUGCGGCCAAUAUUUGGAGGGUUUAAAGACAGAAAUGUGAAGAUUAUAAUUUUAUAAAAGCACUUACAUUCAUUCUUCUGUUAAAACUAGAGCUGUAAAGAUGUUUAAAACAUCAUUUUUACAGUUGUUUUAGGGUUCAUGAUGUUAAUGAUCUGUGAACUUUAGUAAGUGACUUUAUCACUUAAAAUCAUGAUCAUGGUCAAACUCACAUGUUGUUUAUGUCUUGUGUCUUUUGGAACAGUGAGUAUUUGGAUGUUUACAGAUUAAACCCCAUUGACUUCCAUUGGAAGUGUCUCACUGGAACCCAGACUUUCGAUUGGAAGAUAAAUACAUUUUGUGGUAAUCAACAUUAUGCCACAAAUGCUGUUAAACUUAAAGGAACAAUUCACUCCAAAAUGAAAAUCCUCUCAUUUACAUCAUCAUCAUCAUCAUCAUCAUCAUUUACUCACCCUCAUGCCAACCCAGAUGUGUAUGACUUUCUGUCUUCUGCAGAAAGAAAAGAAUAUCUCCACUCUGUUGCUCCAUACAAUGCAAGUGAAUGAUGACCACAAGCUCAAAAAGCACAUACAGGCAGCAUAAAAGUAAUCCAUAUGACUCCAGUGUUUUAAUCUAUGUCUUCUGAAGACAUAUGAUAGGUGUGUGUGAGAAACAGAUCAAUAUUUAAGUUUUUAAUUUUUUUUAUAUAAAUCUGCACCUUUGACCAGUCCCAACCAGUAUGUGACUGAAUGUGGAAGUGAAAGUAUAGAUUUACAGUUAAAAAGGACUCAAAUAUGCAUCUGUUUCUCACCCACACCUACAGUAUCACAUCACUUCAGAAGACAUGGAUUUAACCACUGGAGUCAUAUGGAGAUCAUUUUUAUUGUUGGGUGAACAUUCCUUAACUUAUAUCUGUAAUGUUAGUAUUUUAAACAUGUUUUGAACAUUUAUUUCUUAACUCUCAACUGUCUGUCAAUUAAUGAGUAAAGAUUUCUUUCACACAAAAUUGGAUUAAUAAUGCAAAUAUAUAUAUAUAUAUUUCUAAAAUGAUGAGAAGCUAAACAUGCAACAUUGAGAGGUCAUGUGACAAUGUAGCAUACUACUGGUGGAAAUGUUAUUAUGGAAUACUGCAUACUGCUACACUCACCAUUUAAAUAAUUAUAUAUAUAUAUAUAUAUAUAUAUAUAUAUAUAUAUAUAUAUAUAUAUAUAUAUAUAUAGGAAGCAGUAUGCAGUAUUUACUGCACAGUAUUUAGCAAGUAGUAAUCAUCAGAAUUAAAUUCUGAAGACAACCUCAGUAAAAGAAAGUUACAGUCAUGUGACCUCCAUCUCUAAAAUGUACACCUGUGUGACAUGUAUUAUAAAAAUAAAGU
Messenger RNA from Xyrauchen texanus (razorback sucker), 5147 nucleotides. RefSeq names its product tetraspanin 4a (gene tspan4a). Gene Ontology annotation, cellular component: membrane. Lineage: Eukaryota; Metazoa; Chordata; Actinopteri; Cypriniformes; Catostomidae. The transcript is spliced from 7 exons. The record is from RefSeq and is a predicted model, not a curated record. Bases 1066 to 2031 code for a protein of 321 amino acids.